CGCCCUUCAGUGGUGCACGUCAGCACUGGAUCUAGAUCACUAAUUUUUCUGAUUCGCCAAAAACAAACAGGAGCAGGGGCCUUCGAAGGUGGAUAGAGGCAAGAAAGAAAAGGAGUUCAGAAUGAAUGAGCAUAAAGGCGAUCAAAGUACAGCUCCCUCAUCACACUCGAACAACCAACAGCUCCACUCCUCGGAUUAUGCUCCGUACCCUACACUUGAUCCUAACGACGUCGCUCCACCUCCACAGAAUUGGACGAACGUUUCUGCGGGCCCGGCACCUAUCAAUGGGUCUGCCGCCACCACUAUGCCGCCGGAGUCUAAUCCAUACGUGUCUGCUUCUCCGGUUCCUCAGUCCUCUACCAAGAAUACGAUGGAUUCGGUGAAGAAAUCCUUAGGAAAAUUCGGGAAGAAGGCUGUGGAAGCCACGAAGAAGGCUGAGGAUCUUGCUGGGAAUAUGUGGCAACACUUGAAAACAGGUCCAAGUUUGGCUGACGCUGCCAUAGGAAGAAUUGCACAGGGAACAAAAAUUCUUGCAGAAGGUGGAUACGAGAAGAUUUUUAGACAAAAUUUUGAAACUGUUCCUGAGGAACAACUUCUAAAGACGUAUGCAUGCUACCUAUCAACUUCUGCUGGUCCAGUGAUGGGAGUUUUAUAUUUGUCCAAUGCAAAGCUUGCAUUUUGUAGUGACAAUCCUUUGUCUUAUAAAGUUGGUGAGCAGACACAAUGGAGCUAUUAUAAGGUAGUUCUUCCCAUAGAUCAGUUGAGGGCAGUCAAUCCCUCAACAAGCAAAACUAAACCAGGAGAGAAGUACAUCACGAUUAUCUCUAAUGACAACCACGAGUUUUGGUUCUUGGGUUUUGUGAACUACGACAGUGCUGUGAAAAAUCUUCAGGCAACAUUGCAGCAUCGUGGCUAAUGACUUGCUGAGGGCAAAAGUUUUCACCAUGUUAUACAUGGUAUAUCAUGUGAUUAAUGUAGAUAAAACACAUAUUUAUUCAGACUCCAGUAAGACUUGCAGUGUGUGUUGCCUUUGUUUGUGGAGUCAAGUUGAUAGAUGCUGCGUUUUGAAAUUCAUUCAUUGUAAACAUGUACCUCUGUAAUGUCUUUGGAUUUGGUGAAACACAGUUGUGCUAAUGUAUUCUUCGGUAACA
This is a messenger RNA of Mangifera indica (mango), 1151 nucleotides long. Its product is annotated as GEM-like protein 1. Bases 122 to 916 code for a protein of 264 amino acids. NCBI's taxonomy places the organism in Eukaryota, Viridiplantae, Streptophyta, Magnoliopsida, Sapindales, Anacardiaceae. The transcript is spliced from 4 exons. The record is from RefSeq and is a predicted model, not a curated record.